GUUCAGAGUGGCAAAAGAAGAGAGGAACGCGGGUGAGACUACGAGAAGAGUGUCCUGAGUCUGAAGGUGUUUCAGGUGUUUCGCUGUUUCGUUGGUAACAAUGGAUCACGUCAAGGCAACCACAGAUUACUAUAUAUAUGAAGACAGCUACAACUAUUCAUCUGAAACAGGCAGUAGCCAAUCCAGUAGCGUGCCCUGCAACCAGGAUGGCAUCAUGGACUUCACCCGGAGCUACUCCCCUGUGGUCUAUAGCCUGGUGUUUGUGCUGGCGCUGGUGGGUAACAUCCUGGUGCUGUGUGUGCUGAUGCGCUACCGCACCUCUCAGACAGGUGGGACCUGCUCCUUCUCCCUCACCGACACCUUCCUGCUCCACCUGGCCGUGUCCGACCUCCUGCUGGCCCUCACACUGCCCCUGUUCGCCGUCCAGUGGGCCCACCAGUGGGUGUUCGGCAUGGCCGCCUGCAAGAUUUCCGGAGCCCUGUUCUCUCUGAACCGCUACAGCGGCAUCUUGUUCCUGGCCUGCAUCAGCUUCGACCGCUACCUGGCCAUUGUCCACGCCAUCAGCACCGGCUGGAAACGCAACACCUGCCAUGCACAGAUUGCCUGCACCCUGAUCUGGACAGUGUGCAUGGGCCUGAGUGGGGUGGACAUCGCCUUUAGACAGGUGGUGGAGGUUGAAGUGGGGCGCUCGAGGGAUCAGGGCCUGCUGGUGUGCCAGACUGUGUUCCCCCACAGCUCAGUGCAGUGGAAGGUGGGGAUGCCGCUAGUCAACUUGGUGCUGGGUUUUGGGCUGCCCCUGCUGGUCAUGCUCUACUGCUACAUCCGUAUCUUCCGCUCCCUUUGCAACGCCUCGCGCCGUCAGAAGAGGAAGUCCCUUCACCUCAUCGUCUCCCUGGUGUCCAUGUUUGUGCUCUGCUGGGCACCCUACAACUCCUUCCAAUUGGCCGAAAGCCUGAAGAAGCUGGGCGUGAUUAGUGGAGGAUGCCAGUUUGAACGCACGGUGGACAUCGGGAUCCUGGUGUCUGAGAGCAUGGGCCUGUCACACUGUGCCCUGAACCCGCUGCUGUACGGCUUUGUGGGGGUGAAGUUUAGGAGGGAGCUGACCAGAAUGUGUAAGGGGCUGCUGGGACAGAGGUUCUAUCCAGGGAUGAAGGAAUGGGGAGGACAGAGGAAAACACGGAGGCCCACUAGGUCCUUCAGCUCAGCAGAGAGUGAGAACACCCACUCUGUCAUGGCGUGAGCCAGCCACGUGCACAGAUAGGGGUCUACCUGUGCCCGAGCACCUUUUUGUUGUUGUUCUGAACCCACAAGUCAUCGAAAAGUUGUCAAGUUCACCACCCCCAACCCCCCAUCCCAUUGGUCUGCCCUGUACAGAGCUUGCGUGUGCCUGGUAUCCAAACAUGCACGGCUUGGGAUGCAGUCACCGGUCGAGUCUGUGUAGCAAGCUACCUAGUUUAAAUAUCAACAGUACUGCCACAGCAGCAUAACAUUUGAUCUACAUCAUCAAUAUUUGGUUUGGCCUACAUACCCUUCGAGCAGCAGAGAGGCAGGAGACAUAGAGAGGAGCAGCUGCAUUCAGGCUCUACAACCCUCUGACCCAACUCAAUCCCUAAUAUUGAACUAGUGGGUGCUGAAAAGAGGGAACACAAAUUGUUUAUUGUGAAAAUGACAAAAUGGGAAAGAAAUACAGAUGUGCACAUUGUGUCAAAGUGAGGAAAAAACGUAUGUUAUUUUGUUGUGAUUCGUUCCUCUGGUGCUUCCUGAUAGUGGCCCUGCUCCUACUGUAAUAGGUCAAAAUUAUGGUGCUUUUAAAGACAACACAUUCUCAGGGAGGACAUUUUUCAUAUAGUAGCCUAUUUUCACUCUCUUCUUGUAAUUUUGGUUAAUGAAAUUCUACUGUCCAUCCAAUCGUAUAGACUUCCAAGUUAAAACCCCACCUGCCUCUAGUGUGACCAUGUUAUCCCAUCUGCCUCUAGUGGUGUGACCAUGUUAACCCCAUCUGCCUCUAGUGUGAGCAGCAAAGACUGCAUAAUAUGAAGGUGAGCAGUGAACAAUUUCUCAAGCUGUUUAGUUUCCUGAUAAAUUGAUGACUAUAAUUUCAAGGAACUGGAUAAUUUCUUGCAAAAUAUAUAUUUUUAAAUGUAUGAAACCUACUUCCUCAAAAGGGCCAAGUCAUCACUAUAUGUGUUACUCAUAUGUUGCCUUGUGUUUUUGAAGGCAGCAAACACUUAUACAUUUCAAAUCCUGCAGCAAUAGUUUUUUCUUUGUUUGAUUGCUUCAUUUUUUCACUUGUUUUAGAGGGGAAACAAAGGUGUUAAGUAAGUCAUGACAGACAUGCAGCUUUACUUAUGGCAAAUGUUCACGUGUCCUUUGGUACCAGACUGUUGUUCAACAUUUUCUAAUUCACUUCUUUAGAUGAGAUUGUUAUACAUCAGUCAGCACAACACAUAUGUACAUAGGAUUGUAUACAUGUAUUUCUAUGUUGUAGAAAUCUUAGGAAGUAGAAUAAAACAUUGGGGGAAAUGUACUUUUGAUAUAUCAAUAAAUAAAUUAUAUGCAAAUAUC
This is a messenger RNA of Oncorhynchus tshawytscha (Chinook salmon), 2565 nucleotides long. RefSeq names its product C-X-C chemokine receptor type 3-2. The record is from RefSeq and is a predicted model, not a curated record. Gene Ontology annotation, biological process: G protein-coupled receptor signaling pathway; immune response; chemotaxis. The coding region runs from base 101 to 1240 and encodes 379 amino acids. NCBI's taxonomy places the organism in Eukaryota, Metazoa, Chordata, Actinopteri, Salmoniformes, Salmonidae. The transcript is spliced from 2 exons. Gene Ontology annotation, cellular component: membrane. Gene Ontology annotation, molecular function: chemokine receptor activity.